Molecule: messenger RNA, 12245 nt
Organism: Erinaceus europaeus (western European hedgehog)
Lineage: Eukaryota; Metazoa; Chordata; Mammalia; Eulipotyphla; Erinaceidae
Product: KIAA1549 ortholog
Exons: 21
Coding region: 177-7049 (2290 amino acids)
Source: RefSeq, a predicted model, not a curated record
GCCAGCCCGCCCGCCCGCCCGCGUUGCCCGGCAGCGGCCCAGCUAGGAGGGGCGGAGCGGCGGCGGGCGUGCGGUGGCGCCCAGCUCGGUUCCGGCCCGGCCUCGGUCCCUGCCGCAGCCGCCCGCCGCCGCCGCCCGCGCAGGCCAGGCCGGGGCGCGGGCCCAGAGCCGGGCCCAUGGAGGGGCCGCCCCGCCGCGGGGACGCCCCGCCGCCGGCCCCCCGCCGCCCCGGGCCGCUGCUCCCGGGCCUCUGGCUGCUGCUCCUGCUGCUGCUCGCGCGGCCGGGCGCCCCAGAUGAGCUCUCUCCUGAGCAGCAGCGAGGCCUUUCUUCACCCUCCGCUGAGCUCCUGCUGGACUCCAGCCCGGCACUCAGCACUGCACACGUGGCCUUAACAGAACCCGCCCCAGGGCCUCAGCCCAGUGACUCCGUCCUCUCCAUCUCCUCCCUGACCGAUGCUCCUUUUGAUACGACCUUCUUAAACCAAGGGACAUGGACCCCAAGUGCAGCUGAUAGCAGCAUCUUUGUGGCGAGUGACGUGUCUGUGACCAGCAAUGAGGUCUUUUUGGGUGAUGAUGAGGAGGAGGAAAUGGAUAACUUUUUACCCGAAGCCCCCUGGCCCAUCACGGGCAGCCCCCCCGGGCGGCUCCGAGAGAUGCUGGAAGCUGAGCUGACCCCUUCAUUACCUGUCAUGUCUCUACAUGACCAGGAGGAGGAGGAGGAGGCGGCAUCCACCUGGCCUGCUGUCCCCACACCCAGUGGCCUGAGCCCUGUUCCCAGAAGGACUCCGAUGCUCUCUCCCCUGGAUGCUUCUGGGUGGCCGGUGGUGGCCAGGCCCGGGCCCCAGAGCAUGUCUUCUGGGGAGAACCUGCCUCUCAACACUCCCUCUGCUGGGCCGGUGCCCCCCUCAGGCCAGGCUGCUCCGUCCUUGUCCUCAGGGGCUGCCUGGAGUCCAGUUCUGAGGGAGGCUGUGUCUUCAAGGACGGUCUUGACUGUAGCCCCGGCUCAGAGGGCCCUCAAUUUCUGGAGUAGCGCCACCAUCAACCCCUUCUCCUCUGCUGCUGUCAGCUCCUCCAUCACCUCUCCCACCAUGAUCCCCUCCUCCUCCCUCUUCACUUUCUCUUCUACCAUCAUCUCCUCCAUGAUCCCCUCCUCCUCCUCAUUCAGCCCCUUUCCGACCAUCUCUUCCACCAUCACCUCCUCUAUCAUUGACUCCUCCUCCUCCACCUCUUCCAUCAUUGACUCCUCCUCCACCAUCACCUCCUCCAUCAUUGACACCUCCUCCUCCAUCAUCACCUCCUCCAUCAUUGACUCCUCCACCAUCACCUCUUCCAUCAUUGACUCCUCCUCCUCCACCAUCACUUCCUCCAUCAUUGACUCCUCCUCCUCCACCAACACCUCCUCCAUCAUUGACUCCUCCACCUCCACCAUCACCUCCUCCAACAUUGACUCCUCCACCAUCACCUCUUCCAUCAUUGACUCCUCCUCCUCCACCAUCACCUCCUCCAUCAUUGACUCCUCCACCAUCACCUCUUCCAUCAUUGACUCCUCCUCCACCAUAACCUCCUCCAUCAUUGACUCCUCCACCAUCACCUCCUCCAACAUUGACUCCUCCACCAUCACCUCCUCCAACAUUGACUCCUCCUCCUCCACCAUCAUCAUUGACUCCUCCUCCUCCACCAUCACCUCCUCCAUCAUUGACUCCUCUUCCACCAUCACCUCCUCCAUCAUUGACUCCUCCUCCUCCACCAUCACCUCCUCCAUCAUUGACUCCUCCUCCUCCACCAUCACCUCCUCCAUCAUUGACUCCUCCUCCUCCACCAUCACCUCCUCCAUCAUUGACUCCUCCUCCUCCACCAUCACCUCCUCCAUCAUUGACUCCUCCACCAUCACUUCCUCCAUCAUUGACUCCUCCUCCUCCACCAUUACCUCCUCCAUCAUUGACUCCUCCACCAUCACCUCCUCCAUAAUUGACUCCUCCUCCACCAUCACCUCCUCUAUCAUUGACUCCUCCACCCAUUCUUCCUCCUUCAUUCCUUCUUCCUCUACUUCCUCUCCAUGCUUCAUCCCCUUCUCCACCAUCACCUCCUCCUUCAUCCCCUCCUCCUCCACCCCCUUCAUCUCCUUUAUCCCAUCCUCCUCCUUCAUUCCAUCCUUCCUCACCUCCUCCUCCACUCCCUCCUCCACCAUCAACUUCUCUACUCCCUACGUCUCUAUUCCCAUCUCCUUCAUCAACUUCUCCUUUACUCCUUCUUUUAUCCCCUCCUCCUUACCCUUCGUUCCCUCCUCCCUUGCUUCCUCCACCAUCAACCCCUCAACUCCUUCCUCAUCCUUCAUCCCAUCCUCUUCCACCAGUAAAUCUUCCUCCACUCCCUCCUCCACCGUCAACACCAUCUUCACCAGCUCCUCCUCUUUCACCUCCUCCUACAUCAUCUCUUCCUUUACUACCAUCAGCUCAGCUCCAUCUCUCUCUCCCCUCACCCCUGUCAGCUCCCCUCCUCUGUCAGCCAUCACUCCCUCUAGCCUCUCUAGCCCAGCAUCACAGUGGUCCAGCUUGUCCCUGGUUCCUGGCCAUGUGAACCCCCCCGACAACUUGCCCCCCGAGUCUUCCUCACCAAGCCCCUUCUCAGGGUGUGAGAGCUGCACCCUGGUGUCUCCCCAGCUUGCCUUGUCCCCAAGCCUCAUGGAGAGGGAUGUGGGGUCAAGGGACAACACAGAGACCCUAUCCACCAGCGGCUGGGCUGCCAGCAGCGUCUUCCUGGAAGACACCUCUCACUUUGAGGACGUGCCCCCCACAUUUGACACACGCUUCCCCCUGAGUCCAUCAGUGCCCAUUGCGUCAGCAAUGAGCCACAGCUUGUUCACCACACUGGACACCAGCAGUGUCCCCACCAUGCCAGCAACUCCUUUUCUAGGACCUCUGCCCCCCACUGGGUCCCUGGACACUGUUGCUGCUUCUUCCUCGGACUCCUCUGCCACCCUCCCUAGAGCCACACCCCCAGGCCUGGCUGUGCACAGCCCUAUGGACACAGCCAUGCCCUGGCCUGCACUUGGUGACCCCGAGGGCACGUCCUAUACUGUGGGUCCCUCAGUAGCAUCUUCACUUAUCUCUGCCCAGCCCCAGACAGGUGGCCUUUGGGGUCUGGCCACCUCCACGCCCCACCUGGAGUCCAGCCGCUUCAGUCUCUUGUCAUCAGAGCCACCUGCCUCUCCGGUGUCACAGGACGCAGUGACUUUCAUGUCCCUGGCCUCCUCCACUGAGGCUGCCAUCCUCACCCUGCCAAGCUCUGGCCCCCUGCUUCCUGUCUCCAAUCCCACUCAGUUGGGACCCCCUCAGUCCCCCUUCACUCCUCUGCCUCAUUGGGACUCAGAAGGAUGGUUGCCCCCCAGCCGCCCCACUGGCUCUCUUGGGGUUUCUGAAGUAUGGAUGGUGUCCCCAACAGGCCCCGAGGCACCACUCACCUCAUCUGUCACUGGAACUACCUCAUCCUCUUCCUCCUAUUCCUCCUCCUCCUCUGAGCCCCCACUUGGGUUCUCCCAUGAAUCUGUGGGUCCCACCCAGGUGCCCCCCACAUCUGAGCCCAGCCUCCAUAGUCUGCCUGGGGAGGGGCCCACAUUUUCCCUUUGGGCAGUGUCUGAGGCCACGUCCAUUCCCACGCCAUUUUCUCUCUUCUCAACACCCUUUGUUGAGGAGACUAGUGUGACAAUGAACAGACCUACGUCUGUCUUGAAUCCUUUCUCCAGUGUUGUCCCCUCCACACUGCUGUGGGGAGCCACCUCGGAGGCCUCUGUCACAUCCCCAUUCCUUCCAGAGGAGGACCCCUCCUCACUGCCUACAGAACUGGUGGGCCGCACACCCACACCCCCAGAUUGGCCACUGUCGGGUCCCCCCUCUGGAAUGAACAUCUCUGAUGGCAGUGUGACCCCAGCCAUGACCCCCAGGGACACCACCUCAGAUGGUGAGACCGCUCAUCAAGACACCCAGGAGAGUGACUGGGCGUCCUCUGUGCCAGCUGUCAUUCACCCUGUGACCACUGUCACCCCUGAAGCCUCAGGUGACGCUCCUGCACCACUGGCCACCAGGUCGCCCUACGUGUGUGACAUCACUGUUCCGGAUGCAUAUCUGAUCACCACGGUGCUGGCUCGGAGAGCCGUGCAGGAGUACAUCAUCACAGCCAUCAAAGAGGUGCUGAGGAUUCACUUCAACCGGGCGGUGGAGCUCAAGGUGUAUGAGCUGUUCGCCGACUUCACUUUUCUGGUCACUUCUGGCCCUUUUGUCUACUCAGCUAUCUCAGUCAUAAACGUGCUCAUAAACAGUAAACUUGUCCGAGACCACACACCCUUGAUUCUAGCUGUGAAACCUUCUUUCCUUGUGCCAGAGUCCAGAUUCCAGGUCCAAACGGUCCUCCAGUUUGUGCCUCAGAAUGUGGACACGGGCUUCUGCAACUUCACCCAGCGCAUCGAGAAGGGCCUGAUGACGGCACUGACGGAAGUGCGCAGACACCAGCAGGGCAGAGCCAAUGUCACAGUGCAGAUCCUGAAUGUCACAGGGGGCUCCCCCCGCCUGGCUGCCCGCCGGGGCCCUGUGAGUGUGGUCUUCGCUGUGCGUGGCCCCCGGGGCUUCCUGCGUGGCUCAGAGGUGAGCGAGCACCUGCGGAACCUUAGCGUGGUGGAGUUCAGCUUCUACCUGGGCUACCCAGUGCUCCAGAUCGCCGAGCCCUUCCAGUAUCCCCAGCUCAACCUGUCCCUGCUGCUGAAGGCCUCCUGGGUGAGGACAGUCCUCCUGGGCGUUGUGGAGAAGCAGCUCCAGAGUGAAGUGUUCCAGGCGGAGAUGGAACGCAAGCUGGCACAGCUGCUCAGUGAGGCCGCCACCCGCAGGCGUGUGUGGAGACGGGCCACGGUGGCUGCUGGGAACAGCGUGGUGCAGGUGGUGAAUGUGUCCCGGCUGGAGGGAGAGGACAAUCCGGUGCAGCUUGUCUAUUUUGUGGAGGACCAGGAUGGGGAGAGGCUCAGUGCCGUCAAGUCAUCAGAACUGAUCAACAAGAUAGACGUCCAGAGAGCAGCCAUCAUCCUAGGUUACCGGAUCCAAGGUGCCGUGGCCCAGCCGGUGGACAGGGUGAAGCGGCCGCCCCCCGAGUCGCAGAGCAGCAACCUGUGGGUCGUCGUGGGCGUGGUGGUGCCCGCGCUGGUGGUGGCGGUCAUCGUCGUCAUCCUCUACUGGAAGCUGUGCCGCACCGACAAGCUGGACUUCCAGCCGGACACGGUCGCCAACAUCCAGCAGCGCCAAAAGUUGCAGAUCCCCAGCGUGAAGGGCUUUGACUUUGCCAAGCAGCACCUGGGCCAGCAGAACAAGGAUGAUAUCCUCAUCAUCCAUGAGCCGGCGCCUCUGCCCGGGCCCCUGAAGGACCACACGACGCCCUCGGAGAAUGGAGACCUGCAGAGCCCUGCCGCCAAGAGCACUGUCAAGCCUGCUGGGCGCCGCCGAGGGAGAGUGUCACCCUCUGAUGCUGACUCCACAGUCAGUGAAGACUCCAGCGAGAGAGACGCGGGGGACAAGACACCAGGAGCUUCGACAGACAGCAAGGCCCACCGAGGCCCGCAGAGCGGGCCACCUCCUGCCAGCUCAGGACCCGAGCCACACUCCUCGGCCUCUAUCUUCGAGCACGUGGACAGGAUCUCGCGCUCCUCUGAGGCCAGCCGGCGGGUCCCCAGCAAGAUCCAGCUCAUCGCCAUGCAGCCCAUCCCCGCCCCUCCUGCGCCUCCCCUGCUGGUUGACCGUGUGGCGGAGACCAACAAAAUGAACAAAGAGAUCCAGACAGCCCUGCGGCACAAGUCGGAGAUCGAACAUCACCGCAACAAGAUCCGGCUCCGCGCCAAGCGCCGGGGCCACUACGAGUUCCCAGUGGUGGACGAACUGUCCUCAGGGGACACACGCGAGCGGCACCGGGUGUACCGGCGCGCACAGAUGCAGAUUGACAAGAUCCUGGACCCCACGGCCAGCGUGCCCUCUGUCUUCAUUGAGCCCAGGAAGAGCUCCCGCCUGAAGCGCUCCCCCAAACAACGCCGCAAGCACCAGGUGAACGGCCACCCCGGUGACGCGGAGAAGGACCGGCUUAUCACCACGGACAGCGAUGGCACGUACAAGAGGCCCCCUGGCGUCCACAACUCUGCCUAUGUGGGCUGCCCGUCGGAUCCCGACCUCCCUGCGGACGCGCAGACCCCGUCGUCCGCUGAGCUGGGCAGAUACCCGCUUCCGGUCCCGGUCUCCCAGUACGUACCCCCGCAGCCGUCCAUCGAAGAGGCGCGGCAGACCAUGCACUCGCUCUUGGACGACGCCUUCGCCCUCGUGGCCCCCAGCAGUCACCCUCCCAACUCUGCGGGGGCGGCCUCCGGGGUCCCCAACAGCACCCCUUCCCGGGAAGAGAGGAGAGGCCCCCAGUGGGGGUCAUUCUAUAGCCCAGCUCAGACCGCCAGCAGCAACCCGUGUGGGAGAUAUGAAGACUACGGAAUGACUCCCCCGUCUGGCCCCUUGCCAAGACCAGGCUUUGGUGCUGGCUUGCUGCAGUCUUCUGAGCUGGUGCCUUCAGAGCCUCAACAGCCACCGGCCAUCAGUGAUGCCCCAUUUUCUGCCCGAGCGAUCUACUCUGAGGAGCUGCCAUCGGUAGCCCGGCCUCGGCCUGUCGGGGGCACUACAGGCUCCCAGAUCCAGCACCUGACACAGGUAGGAAUCACUAGCAGAAUUGGGGUGCAGCCAGUGGAGGUCCUGCCCAGCCGGGGAAGCCAGUACGGGGGCGCAGGCUGGCCUUCGUAUGGGGAGGAGGACACCGGCCGGAGGGAGGCGGUGCCAAGGACUUCGGGCAGGGAGCCCUCCGCCCCUCCUGGGAACGCCCCAGCCAGGGGCCUGCCGGGCUCCGGGCUGGCCUACCCCGCAAGCUCCACGGAAGACCUGCAGCCUGGUGCCCACUCCUCGGCCUCCCUCAUCAAAGCCAUCCGCGAGGAGCUACUGCGUCUCUCCCAGAAACAGACGGCCACACACAACUUCCACAGCUGAUGGGUCACGACGCCUACACCUACCGCCAAUCCGCUUCCCGUGGAAGCAAGAACGGGGGACCCCGGCUGGCUGAGCAAGGUUGGGGAGGGAGGCUUGGGUGGGGACCAGCACCCCCCACAAGGGGCUGGGCCCAGGAGCAAGUUGCAAUUUGAGAAAAUGCCACAUGUCGAGGAAUAGCCACAGCUCGUGAUGUUCGGGACUCAAUGGUGACUUUGUGACCCCUUGAGGGUAUGUUUGUUAGGCCACAAGCCGGCAACACUUCAUGCAAGAAGGGACAUCCCUUCUCCGAAGGGAGGGAGUGACCCCCGCCAGUAUAUCCUCUUGAGAGACAAAAAGGGGAACUUGUGUUUCUGGGGACAGUACAAGGCCGUCGGCUUUGUAUGAUGAACCCUUUGUUGUUGUUACUACUUUUAUUUUUCUUUUCCCAGAAAAGAGCCGUGAGGACAUUUGGCAGACAGCUUGAUUCUCCCUCUUUUUAUCUGUAGGAGCUUAUGUUACUAGUCCCUCUCACAGCAAGGAUGCUGAGACUGUUCGAAGAUUUUAAAAACAUGACGAGUGAGAAACCAAAAGUUGGGUAGAUGUUAGAGCCUGGUAGUUGCAAUCAGAGCCAUCAUCUGCAUUUUUUUCUCCUUCUCUUCUCUCUCUUCAGGUGCUACAGCUUCAAACCCGUCCUCCUUCCUUUGGGUCUGUGAGAUGUAAUGGUUGGCUUUUUCAGUGGAAGAAUACAGAAUCUUUUUAAGGUUUCAUUUUGUUCUAGAAGGGGGGUGUAUGGAGGGGGAGAAAGGAAGGAAAGAACUAACAAAAGAAGGAAGGGAGGGGAGAGGGAGGGAGGGGCAGAGAGAGGAAGGAAGAAAGGCCAACUUCCUAGCGGAUAAGGAAAUGGCUUUGUAUUUGUUUGAUCACUCCAAAUACACGGUGGAGUCUGCACAUCGUAGUCUAGCUUUGCCAACACUGGUCAUGAAAAUUCCCAAGGCCCAUCCAGUUACCAUAUAGACCUUCCUGCCAAUCCCACACCCCAGGUUCGAGGUCCAGGGAGGGGGUGAAACUGAGUUCUGUUCAGCCUCUCAGUGUGAGUCACAAAAUGUCAAGGAGAAUUUUGACAUCACGAGGGAAAAGAUGGAGUUGCUUUUAAAUUGCCAUCUCACUGCACAAGACUCCUGAGUAAUCAUUCAAACAAUCUGAGGUGCAUUAGGCCUGGAGACAUUUUCUCAACUUACUUGGGGUCUACUUCCUCCAACCCCAAACCCCUUAAAUUAGGGCAAGGAAUAGAACAAGGGCUGAUCUCUUUCCUGGUACUUGGGGGAAGCUCAAAAGAACACACACAUACACCCUAAAUAAGAGGUAGUCACUAUGAAUUAUUUGUUAUCAGAUCAGUGAAGACUCUGAAUCAGAUAACAAGACAAACAGCCAGAAUUCGGGGCUCAGACCAGUCAGAACUGGAGUCAAAUUUCAGGCACCCACAGAAUCAUAUUUCCAGUGCUUCCUUAAUUCAACCUGUUGGACAGAUUGACCCAACAGCCAAAAUUGGUGCUUGGAGGUGAGAAUAUAACCAUUUGCCACUCCUACAGCUCUGAAAAAGGGGAGGGAUCAGAAUUGUUUUUUCAGGUUCUGAAGAGCCUGGGUGAGAAGCCUCCCCUCCCCCCCUUUUUAACCUCCUUUUCCCCAAAUUCUUUUUGCACAUUGCUCAGAAAUGCCAGGCUUCAGAAAUUGAUCUUCAGAAUCUCAGACACACAAGCAGAGUUUUCUUGUGGACGUGUGACAGUGAAUCCUAACUGCAAGGAAGGCAGCGGGUGGAGUGAAUACGGGUUCAUCUCCUGUGCUGCUCAGUCUUGUGAAGAUGGUGGCUUUCUCUGUGCAUCUCAGAAAAGGGGGCCUUGGCUUUAAGGGGGGGACUACCUGCAGAAAGGUUUCUAUGCCUCUCAGACUCACCUAAGGUGAUUUUACCUGUGUUGUUAAGCUUCCAGCUCCCUCUUCCCACCCCCCUGUGUAAAUUUCCAACACCUGGCCAGACCAAAGAUGGCGGGAGUAGUGGAUGGGGUGAGCAGCCCGCUGUAUUGGCAAGAAAGCACACACAUUUGUACUUUGUUUCUCACCUCUGUAGCUGUGUCACCAAACCAGAGCUCAGAACAGACUGGCUGCCCAAAGGAACUGUGGACACUCAUCUCAUGUCCACUUAGGAGAGAGAUCUUCCUGCUAACCACAGGGGCCUUCCAAAUCCCAUUUAUUUGAAACCCUCUAAACUGAAAAGUUACACUGAUACCACCUCUUCUCCCUGAGUUUCAAAAGUUCUAGCCUCAGGAACAUGGGCUACGCUGUCCACUCUGCUCUGUCCCCUUCUCUGCACCUCCUUCUUCCCCAUCGGCUUGAGAGAGCACACCUUCUUCUGUCCACCUUUCAGGAUUUCUCUCUUCCCUGGUGAAACUCAGAGGUGACCAUCUAUGCCAAGAUCCCUGGAGUGAGCACACCACCCUAACUGUCCCUGGCACUUGACAAAUUAGUGCCACAGUAUCCCCGACCAGUCAUAGUUUGCAUUUUGUGGUAGUUCAUGAGUUUGUCACAAAACACUGUGAAGUGACUUGAUGUGGCCACAGACCAUGGGCUGCAUUGUGACCUGUCACCACCUAGGUCCUCAGGAGUGGCGAGAGUGAGAUCGAGGCCGCUGACUGGUCCCUCCUCCUGUUCCAGUUGCUGUCUAUCCCCUUCCUUCUCCAUCAGUCCUCACACAGUGGUCCUCACCACCUCCUGGCUGCUACUACUCCUGCUACUUCUGGCCUUCACCCCCCCAGCAGCCCCAUGCCCUGCAUUCUGAGAUCUUAGCACCUGGGUCCGAGAAUACCCAUGGGUGUCAGAUCAGCAACAUGGUUUAAGCCAACACCGGUGGAACUCCCAAGCCUGCAUAGCCUCCUGAGGUGCCCAGAAGCAGUGGACAAUGCCAGUGGGAGCUUGGAGACAUGUCACCUUGAAGCUGUCGUCAUCAAGACGAGUUGGGGGGAAGGGAAAGGGAAGGUGACCUGAGCAGGGCCAACUGGGCCCAAAGAACAAGUGAGUGAGGUUGUUAGAUUUGAUCUUGAUCUGCUGCACUAUGGAGAUUGAAUCCAAACCGUGGUUUUACAUUAGUGUUUUUCACCAAGCAAGAAGAGAGGGUGCUGCUUGGGGGGGGGGGGGGGGACAUGGGACAGUGACUAGGGACGUGACCAUGGUCUUCAGAAGGUGAUACCCUGGAAAAGAGACCAGGGUCCAAAGUAAGUAGGACGGUACUCAGAAUUGGCCUCAGUGUUUGUCUCUGUGGCCACAUCAAAUCCUUCCUGGAAGAACUUUCAUGGAUGAUACACCAGCGUGUUGCAUUUCUUUCCGACUGCACUAUUUUUAUUUCAUUCUGGAGUGUGUUUUGAUCUGAGGGGCAAGUGGCUUUCAAGUUGCAGGUCAAGUGAGGUUUUUUGUGUUUGUUUUUUGCCAACCAGAUUUUCAGCUGCAAAGACAGGAGAAGGUAGGCCCAAAGGAUUUGGGCUCAAAGUAGUUAAUUCUGGGCAUUUUGAAUCUUUUCUGUCAUCCUGCACCUGACAGCUCAGUGCUCCAGCGACCUGGCUAGUCCUCAGAUGCUGAUUUGCACUUGUGAUGCUUCUUCCAGUCAGUGUCUCCAUUGCCUUCAUAUUCAGGAAUGGAGACCUGAAUGCACUUGCUGGUUGGAAAGGGAGCUCAAUACGUGUUCACGGCUUGGGGCAGGGGACUCCCAGGGAGCUCCGGUUUCACUGUCAUGCUAACAUCAGCUCAGGUUGAAUUUUAGCCAUUUCCCGUCUACCUCCUGAGCCAGUCUCCAAAGCCAGCCUCUGGAACCUUGUGUGUCUUCCUCACUUGGUCUCAGGCAGGAGCAUGAAGAAGGACCCUUCUGUACCUGCAGACAGAACGUGUGCAAACGAGCCAUUUUUACAGGCCUCGUGACUCUUGACAUGUUCCACAUGCUAACACACUACAGAGAAACAGCUGUGACUCACUCAAACCACAGGCUCAUCUGUAUCAUCUAAUGGAAAAGGAGAAAUCUUCCAGAUCUCUUGUGAUAUACUUGGAGGCUGUGUUCACUGUCUAAACUAGGAGACCUUUCUCUGGUGUUAAGAAGACUUGAAAAUUCAAGCAUUAUGGUACAAUCCUAGUGGUUCCACUUGGCAGCUGACCUUACCAGCCAACAUACAGUGACAUUGACCUUUAGAAAGAGAUCACUAAAAUGCCUUUGGAACAGCAAUUCCUAUGAGAACAAAGGAAGACAUGAAUGUUUUGAUUGGAGGGACUCUGGUCCAAAUUUGUUUCCAACAGGGUAGAUAAUUUUAUAAGCUCUUGGCUUUAUUCUCCCCACCCUUUUGUCUCCAGCCAUUUUUUUUUCCCCAGCUCUGGGGCCAUGUCCCAUUUAAAGAAAGAAUUUCUAAGUAAGUUAGAAGGACUGAAAGAAAAAAAAGAAAGGUAUGUAAUUUGGAUCUCGGGGGUCCCUGGUUCCUCGGAACCUUUCUGCACAGCUUGGAGCACAGUAUUUCAUCAUGCACCCACCAGACUUCAAGCAUUCAUAACCCAGCUCUCUAAGUGUGUGAGUUAGGAAUAGUAUAGGAUCCUUUCUCCUGCAGGAGAGAGGAGAGAAAGGAGGCUCCACUCAUGAAGUUGGGGGUGGGGAAAAGGCUCUGAGCAAUAGAAGGUGCAUUCUAGAAAAAAAGGGGGAGAGUAGAAUUUUUGCUCCCUGCUGGGGGCAAAAUCAGCUUUUCCUUUACAGCAAAGGGGUCCCUGCAGAGUCCCUGGGGGUGGGGCUGGGGGGGAAUGCCCACUUGUCUCCCCAUUCUUUGCCAAGAUCCCUGUGCUCCUGUCUCUUCCUACUUCUUGUUCUUGGAUGACAAGCAUCUGAUGUACGGCAAUAUGCAGAGUGAACCGAGGCCAUGCGGGGGGGGGGGGGCAACUUGAACUUGACAAUCAUGCUUUGCAGGUCACAGAUGGGCACUGAGCUUCCAGUGAGGGGCUCUGAGUGAGGAACGGAACCCUACCACCCAUCUGUCGGUUAUAUUCCUACCCCCCCACCCAACCCCCUUUAGCUGCACUGUUUUUUAAUGUGCUGUAGAGUUUUUUGGAAAUAAUUUAUGCAAGUGUUUGGUUUCCACGUUUACAAUUUAUACAGCUUUCCUAGCAUUUUCCAUGGAAAUGUCAAUAAAUGCUACGAAUCGG